This is a messenger RNA of Pieris napi, 520 nucleotides long. RefSeq lists its product as uncharacterized. The transcript is spliced from 5 exons. The record is from RefSeq and is a predicted model, not a curated record. Lineage: Eukaryota; Metazoa; Arthropoda; Insecta; Lepidoptera; Pieridae. Bases 46 to 414 code for a protein of 122 amino acids.
UUUUCUUUCAGUUAAACGCGUUCCAGUCUCAUCAGUCUUCAUACAAUGCGGCACACAUUUGUAUCCAUUAUGGCAUUCCUUGCUGUACUCCUCACUGCGAAAGCUACGGAUUUGGGUAGAGAUGGCUUUAAUUACUACAAAGAUUAUUUACGCGGCAGGUCUGAUGACAUAGCACCAGCUCCUUACGACGAUCGGACAUUUUUGUACUACUUUGGAAUUCCUCAACUAUAUCCAGAGGUAGCCAUACAAGAUUACGGAAAGAGAACAGCAAAUCUUUUUAAAAAUCACAUGCUGAAUAGAGAAGCCUGGCCUGAAGGUACUCCUAACAAGAGAACAUCAAAAACUGGCCUCUCGCUUCUAAUGCAAAGCAAGCAAGAUGUUAAGCCCACAUUUAUGGAGACUACCUCAAUAUGAUACAGAAACAUAUUUUAAUGAAAAAGUCAUAUAUAUGUUAAAUCGUUUAAGUUAAUAAAUAUUAAACAUUAUUAGUUUAUUUAAAUAAAAUUAUCGUGUACAAUAA